UCGAAAUUUUCACACCUUGAUCACAGCAAUCCGCCAUCAGAGCGAUGCCGUCUUAGCUUCCGCGUCCCACGCCGUUAUUUCCGCUAUGGCCGCGCACGCGCUUGCGUCUACGCGCCUUUCGUUUCUGGAAACACCAUGUUCCGUUAAGAAUGUUCUUAAAACGAGGAGCAGCGCCUCCAAGAACCGUUCAUUCUCCUCCCUCCCCGCAUUCCGCCUUCCCCUACAUCGCGCAGCUUCCUGGAAACAACGCGCCUUAUCUUCCAACCAGGGGAAAAGAAACACCUCAUCGAUGUCUGUACGGUCAGAGAUCGAUCUAGACUUGAAUCAACGGCCAGAAAUCCGCAUCGCGAUCGAAGAGAGCCUAUCGCGCUGUCUCGUCCAAUCAGAUCUCGAGGGGGCCGUGGCCGGAGUCGGGCCGAAGCAAGAGGGGAAGGUUCGGGACGUGUACUCUGCCAAGCCUGGAGCUGGUUCGGCGACGAGGAGUGACAGUAACAGUAAAGCGGGCGAAGACGUGUUGGUGGUGGUUACCACGGAUCGCCAAAGCGCGUUCGACCGGAUUCUCGCGUCCGUACCUUUCAAAGGGCAGGUCCUCAACCAGACGAGCGCGUGGUGGUUCGAGCAGACGGCCUCCAUCGUCCCCAACGCCUUCCUCUCGUCGCCCGACCCCAACGUCACCAUCUUCAGAAAGUGCCGAGUCUUCCCAGUGGAGUUCGUUGUCCGCGGCUACAUCACCGGCACCACCAGCACAUCGCUCUGGACUGUUUACAACACGGGGGCGAGGUCCUACUGUGGGAACGACCUGCCAGAAGGCCUGCGCAAGAACGACCGACUUGCGGCCAACAUCCUGACUCCCACCACCAAGGCCGCGGACCACGACGAGCCAGUCACCCCAGAGGAGAUCGUGUCCCGCGGGCUCAUGACUCAGGAGGAGUUUGAAGCCACCCGGGACUUGGCCCUGAAGCUGUUCGCGUUCGGGCAGGACGUGGCGGGGGAGCACGGGCUCAUUCUGGUGGACACCAAGUACGAGUUUGGGAAGGACUCGGACGGCAACAUCCGUCUCAUUGACGAGGUGCACACCCCCGACUCCAGUCGCUAUUGGAUCGCAUCCACGUACCAGCAGAGGCACGCCGAGGGGCUAGAGCCACAAAACAUAGAUAAGGAAUUCCUCCGGCUCUGGUUCCGGGAAAAUUGCGACCCAUACAAUGACAAGACGCUCCCUGCAGCACCGCCCCAUCUUAUCACGGAGCUAUCCUGGCGCUACAUUGCACUGUACGAGGCCAUCACUGGGCGGCGAUUCCACCUUCCUCGCCUCACUGAGGACGUUUCGAAGAGAAUAAACCGCAACGUGGCUGACGCUCUCCAGGGCUUGUGAAAUGCCGUACCUGCUCGAGCAGAGUGUACUCAUGCACAAUUGGUGAAUUAGGUACAGUACACAUCACGGUCAUACGGUAGAUGAUAUGGAACCCCACAGAAUGACCACCUUUCGUUUCUUUGUGAAACAUUUCAUAUGAUGACCGAGCUUCAUUUCACAUGCUUUGCA
Molecule: messenger RNA, 1540 nt
Organism: Closterium sp. NIES-67
Lineage: Eukaryota; Viridiplantae; Streptophyta; Zygnematophyceae; Desmidiales; Closteriaceae
Source: the annotation of a GenBank genome assembly